Molecule: messenger RNA, 182 nt
Organism: Symbiodinium pilosum
Lineage: Eukaryota; Dinophyceae; Suessiales; Symbiodiniaceae
Source: the annotation of a GenBank genome assembly
GCAUUGUGCAGCAUCGGGAGCAAGCCGUUCGAAGUUGUCAGAAGCUUCGACUCAUGCAGAUUGUCACUGCUUGGCGGUGUUCACGCGCGGCCCAAAGCGACGGCGCGCGGCAGAUUCAGGAUGGAGGAUGUUGCUGGAGUGGCCUGAUGGCUGUUUCACUGAAUUUGCGCAACCGAAGUUAG